Nomia melanderi (Alkali bee) is the source of this 3312-nucleotide messenger RNA. RefSeq lists its product as uncharacterized. NCBI's taxonomy places the organism in Eukaryota, Metazoa, Arthropoda, Insecta, Hymenoptera, Halictidae. Gene Ontology annotation, molecular function: copper ion binding; oxidoreductase activity. Gene Ontology annotation, cellular component: plasma membrane. The record is from RefSeq and is a predicted model, not a curated record. Gene Ontology annotation, biological process: iron ion transport.
GACCGAUACGGUGCGAGGGGCCCAACGAACCGCCGGUUAUAUUUUUCGGGACCGAUUGAAUACUCAGUGAAAACAUUAUUGUCCGGCCGGGUGUACCGUCGUUAUCGUCGUCGUUACCGUCGUCGUCGUCGUCGUCGUCGUCGUUUCUCGUCCAUCGUUCCACCGUCCGGUGAUGCCAGUAGUUUCCGCUUCCCUGGGGAUAUCGGCGACGGUGUGAAAACCCGGACCAACAGGAGAAGUGACAGUUCAGAUAGAGCGGCGAGCACAAAGAACGUCUCAGUCGACGCUGAGCCAUUGCCUCAGCAAGUCUCGGCCGACAAGUCGGGUGAUCUAGUCCCAACGGAGGUAGCUGAUAUUACUCUUACACUUACGCCGGAGUCAUGAGACUCUAUGGAUGCGCGACGAUACUGAUCGUCCUGGUGACGAUUUCCACGAGGAUUGCGAGCGGCAUACGCGUCACGCAAACCGCCGGCAGAAAGAACGAUGUGGCGGAUCAAACUUCGGCAUCGUCUUUCUGGACUCCCACCAUAAAGACGGGCAACAUAUUCACCGACGACACUUCGAACUUCUUCCCAUCCAGCCACGGGAUCGUGCAAACACACCCGGCGGGCAACGUGUUCCGAAGCGGUUUCGGUGGGAUCGACAACCUCGGCAGCAGGGGUGUGACAGUCAGACCACCGAGAACGAGACCCCUCGACUACAGCGAACGAGCCACCGCUGAAUUACGCCGGAAUCCGGCGCUUUCUUCGCCGGAUGAAUGUGCGAGAGCUUGCCGCGAAAAUGAACCGCCUCGGAUAUGCUACUACCACUUCACCCUCGAAUAUUAUACCGUGCUGGGAGCUGCAUGUCAAAUUUGCACUCCCAACGCAACCAACGUCGUAUGGAGCGACUGUCAGUGCGUAUUGGCCGACGGAGUGGAAAGAGGCAUUCUGACUGCGAACAGAAUGGUACCUGGGCCAAGCAUUCAAGUUUGCCAAGGUGACAAAGUGGUAAUCGACGUCGAAAAUCAUAUCGAAGGGAUGGAUGUAACCAUUCACUGGCACGGAGUAUGGCAGAGAGGAUCUCAAUAUUACGAUGGUGUACCUUUUGUGACUCAAUGUCCUAUUCAAGAAGGCAGCACGUUUAGGUAUCAAUGGAUGGCUGGCAACGAAGGUACACAUUUCUGGCACGCUCACACAGGCUUGCAGAAGAUAGACGGUCUUUACGGAAGCAUUGUAGUACGACAACCGCCCAGCAAGGACCCUAACAGCCACCUGUACGACUACGACCUGACAACUCACGUUGUGCUAAUCAGCGAUUGGUUCCACGAGACUGCGGCGGAACGUUUCCCUGGUCGUCUGGCUGUUAACACUGGACAGGCUCCUGAAAGCGUCCUCAUCAACGGAAAGGGACAAUUCAGGGAUCCGAACACCGGUUUCAUGACGAACACACCCCUGGAGGUCUUCACCAUAACUCCCGGCCGCCGUUAUCGUUUCCGACUGAUCAAUUCCUACGGAUCGGUCUGUCCAUCUCAGAUUACGUUCGAAGGUCACCCGCUCACCCUGAUCGCGACCGACGGCGAGGCUGUGCAACCGGUCAACGUGGAUACCAUCAUUUCGUUCUCCGGUGAACGAUACGAUUUCGUUAUAAACGCCGAUCAGCCUGUCGGCGCGUAUUGGAUCCAAGUCCGCUCGCUUGGUGAGUGCGGUAUUCCACGAGCCCAACAGCUCGGCAUCUUGCGUUAUGCUCGUGGACCUUAUCAGCCAACCACCACGGCGCCGACUUACGACUUCGGUCUACCACAGGGCGUCGUGUUGAACCCUCUGGAUGCCAUAUGCGGUCGUCCCCGCGAGGACGCGGUCUGCGUGAACCAGUUGAAGAAUGCCCGCCAGGUCGACCAAGGAAUUCUUCAGCAGCGUCCAGAUGUGAAAAUAUUCUUGCCAUUCCGUUUCCUCUUCUACAGGCCAGAAGAAGUCUUCCAGCCGCAGACUUACAAUCGAUUCUUAGUCGCACCGACCGGAGAUCACGUAAUUUCUCUCGUCGAUGAAAUCUCGUUCACGUUUCCGCCGGCGCCUCCGCUUUCGCAGAUCGACGACAUCCCACCCGAACAGUUCUGUAACGGGGACAACAGACCGGCCGACUGCGGAGCGAACUGUAUGUGCACCCAUCAGGUUGAUAUCCCGCACAACGCGGUCGUCGAGGUGGUCCUCGUCGAUGAAGUCCAACAACCGAACCUGUCGCAUCCCUUCCACUUGCACGGAUACGCGUUCAACGUGAUCGGCAUGGGCCGCUCGCCCGACAAGAACGUGAAAAAGAUUAAUCUGAAGCACGCGUUGGAUCUCGACAAGAGGGGUCUCCUCAAUCGACAGUUCAAUUUACCACCUGCCAAGGACACUAUCGCCGUACCAAACAACGGCUACGUCAUUUUCCGAUUCCGUGCAGAUAAUCCUGGUUACUGGCUGUUCCAUUGCCACUUCCUGUUCCACAUACUCAUCGGCAUGAACCUGAUCCUGCACGUGGGCACGCAGGCGGACCUGCCGCCGAUCCCGCCGAACUUCCCGAGAUGCGGCGACCAUUUACCGCCGAUCACACCGCCAUCGCUGUUAGACUCGUUUCACUGAUCGAUCCGGAAGGAGCUCAGAAAUUGAGGCGGUCCAAAGCAUACACGAUAUCCAUAGCGUAUUUCCUGUAAAUUAGUCAGUAUGCUGUAGCGAAUCAUUUCCGUGAAGCAUCUCGCUCUCGUCGUCGGCUCGCGUUCGUCGUUAGAGUGUUUCGCGCGAAAGAUAGAGAGCGAGAAAGUGAGCAUGAGCGAGUGCAAGAGAGGGAGUGAUAGAGGAAAAAAAUAGAGAGCGAAAGAGAAAGAGAGAAAAAGAGAACGAGAGAAACAGAGAGAGAGAGAUAGAAUUAUGGUCCCCAAAAACGAGGAGUACGGAAAACGGAUAGAACAGAACGAGUAAGUAAAAAGAGUUCAAUCAGACAGCCGAUACCGCUUAUGGUGCCGCAAUGGCGAUCGUUCUCGAGACGGUAAUGACUCCACGUUGGCAAUAGUCGAUAUUUAUUAUGUUCCGAAUACUUCUCACCCUUCGAUCGUGAAACAGCUGACCUCGAUCAAUCGACGGUUUCGAUCUUAACAAAAUUCCAACGAAAAGUAAAACACCGGGGAAAGCGACGGAUCGAAGGAGCAACACGCGUGGAAACGAUCGAAAUAGAGGAAGGUGUCAAGAGCAUGCGUAUGCCACUAACAUUUGUAACUCUGUAAAUAAUGUAGAAAUAAUCGUUACAUUUGAUCGAUUGUGUAAUGCCGGUAGAGACGAUGUUUCGGGGGUUGAAGAG